Phalaenopsis equestris is the source of this 876-nucleotide messenger RNA. RefSeq lists its product as uncharacterized. Bases 1 to 876 code for a protein of 291 amino acids. NCBI's taxonomy places the organism in Eukaryota, Viridiplantae, Streptophyta, Magnoliopsida, Asparagales, Orchidaceae. The record is from RefSeq and is a predicted model, not a curated record. The transcript is spliced from 4 exons.
AUGCCUUUGGUGAUCACCAUUGGCCCAAAGAGCAACUGUCAGAAGAGUGCUUUUAGAUACCUGAAUGUUUGGUCACAACACAAGGAUUUCUUGCAAGUUGUUAAAGAUAAUUGGAAGAAUGAGUCACACCCUGACCCCUUCAUCAGCUUGUGGCAAAAGCAAAAAAAGGGAUUGGUGAAUGCAGUGGAUAAGGCUGGAAAGGAGUUACAGGAUAUGGAGGAGGAGCACAACAAAGGAAAUACUGAUGAUACUGCUCCUUUAGAGGCCAAUGAGAAAGUAUUGCCUGCUGUGACAGAAAUACCUAAAGAGGAGGAGAUUCAAAGAGCUUUGCAGUCCAUUGAUAAUAGUAAAACAGCUGGUCCUGAUGGUUUUAUUGUAGACUUCUACAAAAAAGCAUGGGGGGAAAUUAAGGUUGAGUUCAGAACUCCGAGCCUUACCAAUGUAAUCAGCAAAAUUAUCAGUAAAAUUCUGGUGAGCAGACUUCAACCAGUUCUAUCUCAGCUAAUUCACACUAAUCAAGCAUCUUUAGUGAAAGGGAGAAGUAUAGGGGACCAAAUUUUAUUAGCUCAAGAAUUAUUACAAGACUUGGAGGGACCCUUUAGAGGAAGAAAUGUGAUCUAUAAACUGGAUUUGAAGAAAGUUUAUGAUAUGGUGAACUGGGAUUUUAUUAUGGAAUGUUUGGAGGCUAGAGGAUUCUCUGUGGAGUUCUGCCAGACCCUUAAAAGAUGGCUACAGGCCAAUGCCAAUUCUGUUUUCAUAAAUGGGAAAGCACAUGGUUUUUUCAAAGAAACUAGAGGACUUAAACAAGGAGACCUUCUUUCCGCAACUAUUUUUAUUCUGGUCUUAGAUUAUCUAUCAAGACACAUUGAUGGCUAG